Aspergillus nidulans FGSC A4 is the source of this 1158-nucleotide messenger RNA. RefSeq lists its product as uncharacterized. Gene Ontology annotation, cellular component: membrane. The transcript has 4 exons. The record is from RefSeq and is a predicted model, not a curated record. NCBI's taxonomy places the organism in Eukaryota, Fungi, Ascomycota, Eurotiomycetes, Eurotiales, Aspergillaceae. The coding region runs from base 1 to 1158 and encodes 385 amino acids.
AUGGCCAUCACCGGCGACAAUUCGCCCAAUGUGGCGGGCAGCGUCAUCAUGUUGACCGUCCUCGCCUUCGUUACCUACGGCCUGCGUGCGUAUUGUCGUAUCACGAGGAGAUCGUGGUCCACAGAAGACUGGAUCAUGACAGCGGCUUUGGUUCCGUUCUGUGUUCUUGUAGCAGGCUGCGUUGGAGGCGCUUUCAAUGGCAUUGGCGUUCAUGCAUCACGACUCUCGGAGCCCGGAAAUGAGAAAUACCAGGCCGAAGGACAAAAGUUCUUUCUUAUAUUCGAAGUCGGCUAUUGUGCCGCCAUCAUCCCCAUCAAGCUCAGCAUCAGCUGGAUGUUGAUCCGAGUAGCUGAAGGGCGGAAGAAAUAUGUCUAUAUACAAUACGUUGUUAUCGCCCUCUUCUCCACCAUGAACAUCAUUGCGUUGAUCUUCAUUCUCACCAACUGUAUUCCGGUUGAGGCCGCCUGGGACACGAGUCUGCUUGAGAACGGGGGACACUGCCAACCUGCUCAUGUUCUCGCCGACGCCUACUACGCCUGUACGGCCGUGAACAUUGUCACAGACUGGGUGACUGCCAUCAUGUUUGUGCCAAACACAAUCCCUGAAUUGCAGAACUGUCGACUAACUCCAGCCAGGCCGAUCCCCCUACUAUGGAACGUCCAGCUUGAUAAGCGCAGUAAGAUGGCCGUCAUCGGCCUGAUGAGUCUCGGUGUCUUUGCUUCCCUCUCCGCAUGCGUCCGUCUCAAGUACACGGUCAACCUAACCAACCAGGACAACUACCUGUUCGCCAUUGCUGACGUCGUCAUCUGGGGUUUCGCCGAAAACGCCAUCGGCAUGAUCGUCGGCAACAUCGCAACCCUCCGCCCCCUCUUCCACCAAUUCUUCGACCGCACCUUCCGCCGAACAGGCUAUACCAGCAGCCGCAGUCGGUCACGAUUCCCUUCCAACUACGAGCUCUCUCAGCACGGCGGCAAGAGCGAUCCCGGAAAUGCAUACCUAUCUACUGUUACUGAAGUGCAUGGCGCUCCCGGCCGAGGCAGGCAAGAUAGUCAACUAAGCGACGAUGACAGCCAGAAGAUGAUAAUUCAUGGUGCGGCGGCCCGGGGUCAUAAUGAUAUUAUGGUCAGUCGGCAGGUUAAUGUUACCUACGAUGCCUAG